Heterocephalus glaber (naked mole-rat) is the source of this 1048-nucleotide messenger RNA. The record is from RefSeq and is a predicted model, not a curated record. Lineage: Eukaryota; Metazoa; Chordata; Mammalia; Rodentia; Bathyergidae.
CAGCGCGGGCCGGAGGGCGGUGGAGGAGCCAGGAGCGAUGCCGCGGCCGGGGAAGAGCUCGUACAGCGACCAAAAGCCACCCUACUCCUACAUCUCCCUGACGGCCAUGGCCAUCCAGCACUCGGCCGAGAAGAUGCUGCCGCUGAGCGACAUCUACAAGUUCAUCAUGGAGCGCUUCCCCUACUACCGCGAGCACACGCAGCGCUGGCAAAACAGCCUGCGGCACAACCUCUCCUUCAAUGACUGCUUCAUCAAGAUCCCGCGGCGGCCCGACCAGCCCGGGAAGGGCAGCUUCUGGGCGCUGCACCCCGACUGCGGCGACAUGUUCGAGAACGGCAGCUUCCUGCGGCGCCGCAAGCGCUUCAAGGUGCUGCGCGCCGACCACGCUCACCUGCACGCCGGGAGCAGCAAGGGCGCGCCGGGAGCCGGGCACGGGGGAGCGGCGGCCGUGGGCAGCGUGGGGCGCCUGUCCCAGUUCCCCCCCUACGGACUGGGCUCGGCCGCCGCCGCCGCCGCCGCCGCCGCCGCCUCCACGUCUGGCUUCAAGCACCCCUUCGCCAUCGAGAACAUCAUCGGCCGGGACUACAAGGGCGUGCUGCAGGCUGGCGGGCUGCCCCUGGCGUCCGUCAUGCACCACCUGGGCUACCCGGUGCCAGGCCAGCUUGGCAACGUCGUCAGCUCCGUGUGGCCUCACGUGGGCGUCAUGGAUUCGGUGGCCGCGGCCGCCGCCGCCGCGGCCGCCGCCGGGGUCCCUGUAGGCCCCGAGUACGGAGCAUUCGGGGUGCCAGUGAAGGCCUUGUGCCACUCUGCGAGCCAGGGCCUUCCAGCUGUGCCCGUGCCCAUCAAGCCCACGCCCGCGCUCCCUCCCGUCACCGCGCUCCCGCCGCCGGCGCUCUCCCUCCCCGCGGCGUCCCAGCCGCCGCCGGCGCCGUCCACCGUGUGUUCCGCGGCUGCGGCCUCGCCGGCAGCCCCUCUGCUGGAUCCCACGGCCCCGAGCGCGCCCGAGAGCAAGGGCGGCCCCCUGCACUCGGUGCUGGUGCACUCUUAG